AUGCAAAUGGCACGCAUGAGCCGCUUCAUCACGGGGACACUAAUCGAAUGCAAGGCAGAAGUCAUAGCUAACAACGUCAGUUCUUCGGUUGUCAAGGAAUUCGAGAAGCUUUGCGUCGCAGUCCGCAUAUGUUAUGCCCGUGCUGAACCAGUUCGAAACAGCACUGCAGCCUUCAAAGAGACACUGCUGACUUGCCUCGAGAAAGGGUUGCGUUUUCAGGAGACCUUGUUCCCAGGCAAGAUGGCUUCGUUAAACGUUAACAUCACCCGGGUAAUGCAGAGCAUCAGGAAUUGCGCCUAUGAGCACAUCCCGAUGGAAGCAAACUACGUGCUGCAAGCAGUGAGUUACAUGCGUGGCUUUAUGCUGGGAUAA
Messenger RNA from Ornithodoros turicata, 372 nucleotides. RefSeq lists its product as uncharacterized. Bases 1 to 372 code for a protein of 123 amino acids. Lineage: Eukaryota; Metazoa; Arthropoda; Arachnida; Ixodida; Argasidae. The record is from RefSeq and is a predicted model, not a curated record. The transcript has 5 exons.